AUUACUUCAGAGAGGAAGUCUGCAAUGCGUUAGUUUGUUGUCGUCUAUGUUUGUAACACAAGAUACGGUAUUCCAAACAUGGUUCAUUUCGAUGGAAGUUAAAUAAUGGACAGGUGAGAGCGGAACAGAAGCAUUUGAGAGCUGAGAGGUACGUUUUGACCAAUUAUCUGGGUCAUGCUUUGGCUCGUUAAAUGUGCGGGAAUUAAACAGUAACAUGGCACUGUCAUGCAUUGGCCGUGUGUGUAUUCUGUGUGAUGUACUAAAUUACUGCCAGUAAGCAGGGCAUUAGAUUUACUUUUGCUUUCGCUUUGAGUAAUUAACUACAAAACGAAACGGAACCGAAACGGUCGCACCCUUCUCUGUAGAAAGAUGUGGCGGCAGUUGUUUCUCACGUACUUGCUUCUGAAAGUUUCCAGUCCGCAUAUAACCAGUUUGGGGGACACAACAGUGGAGUAUGGCAAAGAUGCAUACUACAAGUGUGAGCUUCAGAACCAGAAGGAUGUUCACCAGAUCACGUGGCAGAAGCGUCUACGGGAUAAUCCCGUUGAGAAUCUCGGGUCCUACAGUGAGCUGUCUGGCCAGCACAUCAAUGAGCUGUACCAGGGAAAGGUGAUUCUCAAUGAGACAUCCCUCAGCUCAGUGUCCCUCAUCCUAAAGAACGUCACAUGGGCGGAUGAGUGUUGUUACAUUUGCAUCUUCAAUGUGUACCCAGGAGACUCCAAAAGAAAGCAGAAAUGCCUCACCGUGCAAGGAAUAUCUGAGUUGAAAGCUAAGGUAUACAAUCCUGAAAUCGAGCUUGCGGAUGGAACAGCAACAGUUGUGUUCAGCUGCUCCGCCACCGGGAAACCAGCACCAACCAUCCGCUGGCGCUUCUCGCCAAAUUCCACCGUUUUGCACCAGAUGACGCCCACCACAGUAGCCAACCGCGACGGCACCUUCACCAGGAGUCAGAAUGUCACGUUGCACUUGACCGAGAGUUGGGACGGACAUGCAGAAUGUGUGGUGCAGAGCGGCAGUCGGGGCGAAAGGAUGAAAAGGGUCACCUUUUCCUGGGAUGCUGGCCAGGAGAAGAUGGUGGAAGACAGAGAGACUGGUGGAGGAGUGUCAAAACCCGGACAGUCUCUUUUGGUCAUUGUGGUUGCUGUUGCUGCUGCUUUUGGAAUGGCCCUAGUACCGGUAAUCAUCAUUGUAAAAGCACUGAAAAGGUGAGUUAUAGCAGUUCUCUCAGAAAUAGUAUGUGAAUAUUGUAAUAUGACGUUGUUUAGCUGAAACGUGAUUAAUACUAAGAUCUUUCACCACUAUUGCGUUUCUGUCUUCACUCUGACGUUUGACCUGUGAGUAGCUAAGUACAGUAUUACAUUCAAGGGAAAACAAACAGAUUUCUCUGCAAAUGGUACUAAUUGAUGUAUCAGCAGUUACCGGGCGCAGUUGCAACCUGCUGUGAGCUAGCUAGCUAUACCGGUAAUUAUAUCCCGAAACAGCAUCUUGCCUUCGAAUAGUACUGUGGUGUGGCAGCUUUAGCAUGCCUUGUUGUCAAGCGUCGAAAGGCCCUGUGAUGACUCUGUCAGAUAUGUUCCAGCAACCAUAGGCUAUAAUCACAUAUAUUUUGACAGCGCAAACACAGAGAUUUUUAAGCAAAGUAAAGAUGCUACAUGUAGCGCUAUUUGUUUGACAGACGACAAGCGAAUGGGGCGUGCCCACAGCAUUCUUGAGCAAAGAGAAGAACUUGAUUUGUAAGGGUUGUUGACAACACAUCUUUGUGUUUAGUCACAUUUGGAAGAGAUUUCAUAUUUUCAGGGGCUUUUCAGUGUAAUUAAAAAAGAGAACAUCCUGACUAACUCGUAUUGGUAAAGUUCCUGGUUUUGUUUCCUCUUCCUCUCAGGCACAAUAUUUUCAGACGAACUGUUUAGUUUGUCAUCUCAACCAUGACCCCUGGCAACAUGCAGCGACAACGGGACAUACUAUACGUAUUGAAGGCGAUUGGCAGAAGUGCCCCAACUUAGCACCUAAUUUCAACCUGCCGACCUUAUUUUCCUUUUUCCACAGAUUCAUGUUUGAUUUUUGAAGGAAUUCCCGCGUGUUGUUUUUCUUUGGCCGGAAGGAAAUAGAAAUCUUCAGGCUUUUGAGUUUUUUUCAUUACUCUAUGAGAUGGAAGGGGAGGUACUUGAGGCGUUAUGAUCUCCGUCAGGAGUUAUAAGCUCGAAAGUGUCCUUUUUGUGCCCUCUAGUGGGGCUUUGUAGUUGCACUUUACAGAAGUCGGAGAGCACAUGCAGGUUAUUUGCGGACAGAUCGAAUGUUUAUAAUUUAUGUUUAUAAUAACAGAUUUUGCUUAUUUUCACUUUUGAACCUCUGUAAAUAAUUUUGUGUACACUGAACAUUGUUGUUAUGAUAUGAUUAUUUAUAUUAACAGUUCCUCUUCACCUUCGCACUGAUUUUAUGCUGUUAAUGGUGUGUUUUUCCCCCCCUGCAAAUUCAAUGCAAUGCCUUCUUUGGCUGUGAUCCUAUUUUUUUCUGUAACUUGUUCAACUAAAACAUGUUGACAAUUCUUUGAGUCAAGAUAAAACGUGUUGAUGGAUCCGA
Molecule: messenger RNA, 2580 nt
Organism: Hippocampus zosterae (dwarf seahorse)
Lineage: Eukaryota; Metazoa; Chordata; Actinopteri; Syngnathiformes; Syngnathidae
Product: OX-2 membrane glycoprotein-like
Exons: 5
Coding region: 370-1209 (279 amino acids)
Molecular function (GO): cell-cell adhesion mediator activity
Source: RefSeq, a predicted model, not a curated record